AUGGAGCUUUCCUGCCGACAGGAGAUACUGAUAACGUCGAGCGAUUUGCCGGAAACCUCGUCUUCCCAGGUCGGCUGUUCGGUCAGAAAGGAUUUUAAUUUGGACCUUGAAGGGUCCAGGCCCAGCGAGGUGCCCAAGUCCGAAAACUGGCUAUUUUGCUCCGCAGAGUCCCGAGAGCUGUUUGAGCGGGACUUGGCAAUUGGAUGGAGCUCGAUAUCAUCCGAUAUGGCGAACGCGGAUUCGGAAGAGCUCAUUAGGUACGAAAACACCUAG
Ogataea philodendri is the source of this 273-nucleotide messenger RNA. RefSeq lists its product as uncharacterized. The record is from RefSeq and is a predicted model, not a curated record. NCBI's taxonomy places the organism in Eukaryota, Fungi, Ascomycota, Pichiomycetes, Pichiales, Pichiaceae. Bases 1 to 273 code for a protein of 90 amino acids. The transcript has 2 exons.